Molecule: messenger RNA, 2587 nt
Organism: Drosophila persimilis
Lineage: Eukaryota; Metazoa; Arthropoda; Insecta; Diptera; Drosophilidae
Product: transcription factor SPT20 homolog
Exons: 4
Coding region: 1-2367 (788 amino acids)
Source: RefSeq, a predicted model, not a curated record
AUGCUAAUGAGACAUUUCAACAGCAGCCUGCCUUGGGCGCUUCUUGUGCUCCUCUUGCUGGCCGCUCUCACGCUCCAGUUGGCCAGCGCCGGCGUGGAGCAGGAGCAGGGGGAGGGCGAGAGCGAGAGCGCCAGCACCGAGAGCAACGAGAUCAUUCCGCGCGAGGCCAUCCAGAAGUUGGACUACUCUGUGCGCCAGGCGCUGCUGCGGGCCAUCGACAAGCUGGAGCAGGAGGAGGCGGCCGCCUCCGCAACUGGCGUGACGGAGAGCGGGGAAGAGCGCCCCAGAAGUAGCGGAUCCAGAACGACUCUGGCCCGGAACGAGGCCACCACACUGCCAUCGCCACGGGAAAAGGACGAGAUCCUCGAGGAGAGCACCAACAAGGCCGAGUCGGAGCCGGAGGCGGUGGUGCCCACCGUGCAGUUCUACACGGCCACCUUCGACGAGAGGAAUGCCCAGGAGCAGCUGCUCUCCUCCUUCAUAGAUCGCUCGAAGCUGUGGAAGAAGACUACGGCGGUGAGGAAGCCGAGCACCCAUUCCCAGGCCCUUUCCAUCGAGCCAAAGUCCGUGGAGGCGGGUCCGGAGAAUCGCCAGCUCACACGCAGCGUGGACUCCGGCUCUAGCUCCGGGUCCGUGAGCAGCAACGAGAUCUCCCACGACGGCAGCCAUGAGAUCAAGUUCGAGAUCAGAAAUGUCCGCAAGGAGGCAACCACAGCGGCAACCACCACCUCAACGACGAGUACAACAUCCACGACAGCUCGUCCACGCACCACACGGCGUCGUCCUACAACGACCACCACAACGACAACGACCACAACCACACCCAGGCCCACACAUAACGAGGAUGGGGAGAACAUUGAGCAGGUCGACAAGCAGGACAUUCGCAUCCAGGAAGCACCACUCGUGACGGCCUUCACGGUGGAUCUCGAUGAGCGGGGAACAGCGCAGAAGUUCCGCCCCCUGCUGUCCGGACAACGUGCCAACUAUCCGCAGCAGCAGCAGUAUCCCCACAUUGGACCCACCAUCACCAAGCUGAACGUGCUGGAGACGGAGCCGCCGGCCACCCCGCUGCCCACACAGUACCCGCCCACCGGGAGCAGCAGCACCCCCAUCUCGCAGGUCAGCACGAGUGCGAGCCCCAGCAAUGGGUUCUCCACUACGCCCGCAUUCCUGGCCAGCUCCACCUCCAACUAUGCCAAGCAGGAGCCACUCACCGAUCUGGCGGCCCCGCCCAGUGUGAACAACUAUCUGAUCGAGCGCCAUCGGGCUCUGGAGCAACAGAUCUACCAACUGAAGGUUCAGGCGCAACAGCAGCAGGCUUUAAUCUUGCGCCAGCUGAAGCUGCUGGAGGAGCAGAGCCAGAGCCGCUUCCAGGGCGCCCCACUUGCGCAAUCCAGCACUUUGCAACCACAACAUCAACAGCAACUGCCCCAAGUCCAGCAGCAGCAACAGCAGCAACAGCAGCAACAGCAGCAACAACAGCAACAACAGCAGCAGCAACAGCAUCAGCAUGGUCCGUUGGAGGCCAUUCAGACGCUGCAACCGCCUGCGGUGGGUUACUCCAUAAGACCUUCGGUGGAAUUUAUACCCAGCACACAUACCAAGACUGUUAUUUAUCCCACAUAUCCAAUUGAGCAGCAAUUGCCGCUCCGCGAUGCCGUUUCGGGUCAUAAAUUUGCCCUGAACAACGGCAACAGCCAAAAUAAUUACCAGAAGCUGCCAGGCCCCGCCCCCGCGAAUGCAGUGCAGCAGAUUUUCCAAAACUUGCAGCAAUCAUUGCAGAAAUCGAAUGAAAAUUCCAUCAAUAACAAUGCGCAGGUCCAGCCCUCGAAUCAGUUCAACUUUGCCCCCGCGGAGGCGUCGCACCAGCAGGCCCUGCCCCAGCACAGCUUCAAGCAAUUCCAACAGCCCCAGCAACAACAACAGCAACAGUUGCUGCUGCCCAGCUAUGUGAGCAGUGCCCUCUUUCAGCAGCAGCAACAGCAGCCACAUCAACAGCAUAGGGGCCGGCAGUUUCGCCAGGAGUCGGGAGUGGGCAACUUUGGCCUGAAUUCCAAUGUGGAGAUCCAGCCGAGCAACUCCUUUGCCACCACCAUCGUCAGCCAGCAGCAGCAGCAGCAGCAGCAGCAGCCCAACUCGAAUCCCAGUCUGGAGAAUCAGAACUUCUAUCGGCAGCAUCUGACGCCACAGCUGAGCAAUCAACUCCAACAGAAUGCCCAGCAGUAUCUGCAACAGCAGCUCAUCCAGCAGCAGCAACAGCAACAGCAGCCACAGGCCGCCGAUGCCUCAUCCAACAUUAGUCCAGCUCUCAACCAUGGGAUACCACAGUUCGCCUCACAAAAUCUGCACUUCAAUGGCGCCUUUUGAGCACUUGCACCACCAAUCCAGCACCACCACCCGAUGCACCCCACAGGCACAAAACAAAAAUGUACCUCCAGCAAUAUGCACAUCCGUUUCCGGUCCCGGCCCCGUUCCCGUACCUGUUUCCUUCCCACAGAGCCAGAUGUCCACCGCCCUUCCCAUCCGGUUGAAUUAAGUUUUACGUACAACAUCUUUGUAAAUAUUCAUUCUAUUUUAAAAGUUAAGA